Caenorhabditis briggsae is the source of this 708-nucleotide messenger RNA. The transcript has 3 exons. The record is from RefSeq and is a predicted model, not a curated record. The coding region runs from base 1 to 708 and encodes 235 amino acids. NCBI's taxonomy places the organism in Eukaryota, Metazoa, Nematoda, Chromadorea, Rhabditida, Rhabditidae.
AUGACGCAUUUUCAAAUUCUAAUCAUCCUCCUCCUCGCUGUGCCAUUUGCUUCCUGUAACCCACAUUUGGAAGAACCAGUUUACAAAGCAGUAAAUACAACAGAAAUCAAGUAUUUGGUUCACAAAUACCAACCAACAUUCGCUCCGUGUAAAUACGGCGCUCAAUUUGGUUUCGACCAGCCAUUUGCUGUUUCUGAUCCGCAUGGUAGUUUCAAUGUACCCAGAAAGUGUUGUGAGAAGUGUGAAAUACUGCAUACAACGCUUACAAAUGGUGUUGAAGCUACGUUUUGUUGUCUGCCAAGUACUCCAGUAAGACAUGGAAAAGGAGCAUAUACAUUUGGUGGCUCAAAUGGGAAUGAUCCACUUGUCAUUUUGACGAAUCCACUGAGCAUUGUAUUUGACCGAAUCGUUCCACCCGACUUGAAAGAGAAAGAUUACCGAACGUGGCACAACGAAGGAAAGCCGACCCGACUUGGAGCUGGAGCGUACGCUUAUGCAUUUCUUGGAAUAGCCACGUGUCAGACUGUCGUCCUGAUCCUUGUCGUCGUCUUCUACUACGUGUCACACCAACGAAUCACUCUGGAGACCAUCGCCGACUGCGACUACGAAAUUGAGCAGGAGGUGAAGGUUUUCAAUCCGUCGAAGAGUGCAAUGAUGUCGGAAAAUAUGAAUUCCGAUUUGAUGUCAAUGUCUCAAGCAGCAGUUUAG